Molecule: messenger RNA, 2709 nt
Organism: Perca flavescens (yellow perch)
Lineage: Eukaryota; Metazoa; Chordata; Actinopteri; Perciformes; Percidae
Gene: npas3
Product: neuronal PAS domain protein 3
Exons: 9
Coding region: 1-2625 (874 amino acids)
Biological process (GO): regulation of transcription by RNA polymerase II
Molecular function (GO): RNA polymerase II transcription regulatory region sequence-specific DNA binding; DNA-binding transcription factor activity, RNA polymerase II-specific; protein binding
Source: RefSeq, a predicted model, not a curated record
AUGGGAGAGGUGUGGGGGGGAGAGGAAGAUGGCGUGAAAAGAGAGAGGGGGAAGAAGCAAGAAGAAGAAAAGGAAGACAAGGUGUUGGAAAGUAGAGGGGUGGAGCUGACGGGCAGCAGUGUCUUUGACUACAUCCACCCGGGCGACCACGUGGAGACGGCCGAGCAGCUCGGCAUGAAGCUGCCCCCGGGCCGAGGCCUGUCUCUGUCCCAGGGAGCCGUCAACGAAGACGGGGCAUCCUCGGCCUCAUCGUCCUCGCACUCGGAGACGCCCGAACCAGUGGAGUCCAGCAGUCCCAGUCUUCUGCCCAACGAUAACAUUUUGGAACGGUCCUUCUUCAUCCGGAUGAAGUCGACUCUCACAAAGAGAGGAGUGCACAUCAAGUCCUCGGGAUAUAAGGUGAUCCACGUCACGGGGCGCCUACGUUUGAGGAUGGCUCUGACCCACAGCCGCUCGGUGCCCCAUCAGAUCAUGGGCAUGGUGGUGGUGGCCCACGCCCUGCCACCUCCAACCAUCAACGAGGUUCGCAUCGACUGCCAGAUGUUCGUCACCCGAGUCAACAUGGACCUCAAGUUCAUCUACUGCGAGAACAGGAUCAGCGACUACAUGGACCUGACGCCGGCGGACAUCGUGGGCAAACGGUGCUACCAGGUCAUUCACGCCGAAGACGUGGAGGCCAUCAGAGAGUGUCACCUGGACUUGAUAAAUAAGGGUCAGUGUGUGUCGAAGUACUACCGGUGGAUCCAGAAGAACAGCGGUUACAUCUGGAUCCAGUCGAGCGCCACUAUCGCCAUCAACGCCAAGAACGCCAACGAGAAGAACGUCAUCUGGGUCAACUACGUCCUCAGUAACCACGAGUAUAAGGACACGCCCAUGGACAUCGCCCAGCUUCCCAACCUGCCGGAGAAAACCUCAGAGUCCUCCGAAACCUCCGACUCCGAGUCCGAGUCCAAAGAAAACUCCGAUAAUGAGAAUGCCAAGUCCGAGGGGAAACCGGGCUACCAAUCAGAACGCGAGGACCCAGAGACAGACAGCAAGCGUCAACAACAGCCCGGCCAACCGCAUUGCUCCUCCGAACAGGAAAUGAAGCGACAGGAGGAAGGAGACAGCUCGAGUAACCCAGAGAGCCAGGACAGUGACGACAGUCUGGAGCCUUCGGAUGGAGAGGGGGAGGAACAGGAGGAGGCAGGAGGAGGAGGAGGAGGAGGAGAAGGAGGAGGAAGGUUGGGGAGGUUAGCAGGACUGGGAGGGUUGGGUGCUUUGGGCGCCAUUGGAGGACUCGGUAAUCUGGGCGGGCUUCACAUUAAAGUAGAGCACUAUGGCGACGGCGAAGAAGUUCAGCUGCACAACUCGCAAAGUUCUUCAUCGGAGGAGGAGGAGGAAGAGGAGGAUGACCAGGAGGAGGAGGAGGAGGAAGAUGCAGGCGUGCAAGAUUGUGACAGCGCCAACGGCGGAAGCAAGCUCCAGAAGAGGCGAAAGAGAAGGAAAGUGCAGAAAUGGGACGGGUCCCGAAGCAGGAGGAUCCGUCUUUCCUCGACCUCGCCAAGCCCAGUCGCCAUGGGAGACGCCGCGGCGCCGCUGGUCGACCCCUCCCAAGCCGCUCCUGCAAACUCCUCCCACCUGCUCGCCACGGGCUCCUCCCCGCCGAACGGCGCGGCGGCAGCCGCCACGUCCUCGGUGUUGAAAAUCAAGACGGAGAUGGCGGAGCCCAUCAACUUUGACAAUGACAGCAGCAUCUGGAACUUCCCGCCCAACCGAGAGAUCUCCCGAAACGAGUCGCCGUACAGCAUGACCACGAAGCCCGGCGGCGCGCCGGGAGGCCACGAGAACUUCCCCUCACCACAGGGCGGCUCGCUCCAAGUGGCCAUCCCGGACUCAGUCCUGACCCCGCCAGGAACCGAGGGAGGAGGAGGAGGAGGAGCGAGGAAGCCUCCUCCUUACAACGGAAACUCUGCGCUUUCUUCCGGUUCAAACGGCGCCGGUUUGGCGCUUCCCUCCAGUGGCGCUUCGUCAGCAGACCCUCUUUCCCCUCCGCUGUCCGCCUCGCCGCGGGACAAACAACAAGGCACUCCCACAACCUCUUCCUCCUCCUCUUCCUCAUCCUCAUCCUCUUCCUCAUCGACCUCUUCCUCCUCUUCGCUGCUGUACUCCGGCGAUCUGGAGGCUCUGCAGCGUCUGCAGGCCGGUAACGUCGUGCUCCCGUUGGUGCACAGGGUCACGGGCACUCUGGCCUCCACCGGCACGACCUCUCCGCGGGUCUACACCACCGGCACCAUCAGGUACGCGCCGGCAGACGUCACGCUGGCCAUGGCGCAAGGCAACCUGCUCCCGAACGCAGCCAUGAACUUCGUGGACAGCUCCGGGUUCGGCCUGGACCCCAAGACGCCGAUGGAGAUGCUGUACCACCACGUUCACCGGCUCAACAUGUCGGCCGCGGCGGCAGCCGGUCCGUUCGUCGGAUCUCCGGCGGCCGGGACGGGCGGGAACGGCGCCUUGGGAGGCCAGAUGACGAGCGCGGCCAACGUUUUCACCACGGCGGAGGGACUUUUUUCCACGCUACCGUUCCCGGUGUACAGCAACGGGAUCCACGCCACGCAGACGACGCUGGAACGGAAGGAGGAUUAACGCAAAGCGCUCAAGACCGCAUUACUGUGUUUUUUUUUGUUGUUUUUUUCUCCGGGGAACCAACGAACUGUGUCAAAAUUUAAA